Stegostoma tigrinum is the source of this 1426-nucleotide messenger RNA. It is a transcript of the gene smad9, whose product is annotated as SMAD family member 9. Bases 26 to 1426 code for a protein of 466 amino acids. The record is from RefSeq and is a predicted model, not a curated record. Gene Ontology annotation, molecular function: I-SMAD binding; DNA-binding transcription factor activity, RNA polymerase II-specific; RNA polymerase II cis-regulatory region sequence-specific DNA binding. Lineage: Eukaryota; Metazoa; Chordata; Chondrichthyes; Orectolobiformes; Stegostomatidae. Gene Ontology annotation, cellular component: heteromeric SMAD protein complex. Gene Ontology annotation, biological process: BMP signaling pathway; regulation of transcription by RNA polymerase II; anatomical structure morphogenesis. The transcript is spliced from 7 exons.
AAAAAGCUCUUCCUCUGUACUUUCAAUGAUGACUAUGGUUAGCUUGUUUUCCUUCACAAGUCCUGCAGUGAAAAGGCUCCUGGGAUGGAAACAAGGAGACGAGGAGGAAAAAUGGGCAGAAAAGGCUGUGGACUCACUCGUGAAAAAGCUGAAGAAAAAGAAAGGAGCCAUGGAGGACCUGGAGAAAGCCCUCAGCUCACCAGGGCAACUCAGCAAAUGUGUCACCAUUCCUAGGUCUUUGGAUGGGAGAUUACAAGUAUCUCACCGUAAAGGGUUACCGCAUGUAAUUUACUGCAGGGUAUGGCGAUGGCCAGAUUUACAGUCUCACCAUGAGUUAAAACCUCUCGAGUAUUGUGAGUUCCCAUUUGGUUCAAAGCAGAAAGAAGUAUGCAUUAACCCAUAUCAUUACAGAAGGGUGGAAAUGCCAGUGCUACCACCUGUACUUGUGCCACGUCAUAGUGAAUUUAACCCACAACAUAGCCUACUUGUCAAGUUUCGCAAUGUGCCUCUGGCACCGCAGAGUGAACCAUUGAUGCCACACAAUGUUACUUUCCCAAGCUCUUUUCAUGAGCAAAUAAAUCCGACUUAUCUGCCUUCACAAAACAAUGUUUUCCCUCAGUCAUCAAGCAACAGCAACUAUCCCGGCUCUCCUGCCAACUCUGAUCCAAGAACCUCACACCAACUCACAGCUAAAACACCAUCACCUCCAUAUGGCCACACAGAUAAACCGGUGAUGUGCGACAUUCAGCCAAUGGACACCUCAAUGGACACUCUCACCAGUCCAACUGAGCUUGGGAAAGGCCAUUUACAACCUGUCUGCUAUGAAGAGCCAGAUCACUGGUGCUCUAUUGUCUAUUAUGAACUAAACAAUAGAGUUGGAGAGGCUUUCCAUGCAUCAGCAACAAGCUUACUGGUUGAUGGAUUUACAGAUCCCUCCAAUAAUAAGAACAGGUUCUGCCUUGGACUGCUGUCAAAUGUAAAUCGAAAUUCUACAAUUGAAAACACCAGGCGGCACAUUGGAAAAGGUGUUCAUCUAUAUUAUGUUGGUGGUGAAGUUUAUGCUGAAUGCUUGAGUGAAAGCAGUAUCUUUGUCCAGAGUCGCAACUGCAAUUAUCAACAUGGCUUUCAUCCAACUACUGUUUGCAAGAUUCCCAGUGGUUGUAGCCUCAAGAUAUUCAAUAACCAGCUCUUUGCCCAGCUCCUAGCACAAUCUGUGAAUCAUGGAUUUGAGGUGGUCUAUGAAUUGACAAAAAUGUGCACAAUUCGCAUGAGCUUUGUGAAAGGCUGGGGAGCAGAGUACCAUCGUCAAGACGUUACAAGCACUCCCUGCUGGAUAGAGGUUCAUCUGCAUGGCCCCUUACAGUGGCUGGAUAAAGUUCUAACACAGAUGGGCUCACCUCACAAUCCCAUAUCCUCAGUCUCUUAA